Molecule: messenger RNA, 2394 nt
Organism: Silurus meridionalis
Lineage: Eukaryota; Metazoa; Chordata; Actinopteri; Siluriformes; Siluridae
Gene: ppm1nb
Product: protein phosphatase, Mg2+/Mn2+ dependent, 1Nb (putative)
Exons: 6
Coding region: 312-1619 (435 amino acids)
Biological process (GO): positive regulation of canonical NF-kappaB signal transduction; protein dephosphorylation; positive regulation of canonical Wnt signaling pathway
Cellular component (GO): nucleus; cytosol
Molecular function (GO): protein serine/threonine phosphatase activity; magnesium ion binding; manganese ion binding
Source: RefSeq, a predicted model, not a curated record
UCAGGAGGAGAGAGGGAAGGAAAUAGCACUGAGAGACAGAGCAGGACGAAGAGAACAGCAGAGCAAUUUGUACAGAACUAUAACGAAUGAGGAUAGGUGAACACAGCAAGUGAUGGGUAUAUUAUUAAGGAGCAAGAUUCCUGGAUUAUACUAUUUGCUGGUGUUUGGAAUAACAGGAUCAGUCUUUGAGGCAGUCAUGAUCUAAAGGCCCUCAGCAGCAAGGCUGAACACAACGGCCAAGGCACAGAGAGCAGUAUAGGGGCGGAGGCUGGGAAACAGGGCCUGAGGAUUAGACAUCGAUCACAAACAGCAUGAGAACAUCCAGGAAGGGAAGCGUGGAAAUGCCAGCUUUUGUCCGGCAGCUGGUGAAGGAGACAGAGAAACGGGUCACCUCUUUUUUUAAAGGGGGACGUGGAGGAGGCGGGGGUGAGCCGGUUGAAGCUGAGGAGAGUGGAGAGGAGGAGGGGGUCAUCCCCAGUCCUUAUCUUGAACGUCCUGUACUAGACAAGUAUUUUGAAGAGGGCUGUGCCUCCUAUGGCCUCACCUAUGCUCUGGGCAGUAUGCAGGGAUGGAGGGCCCACAUGGAGGACUUCCAUAACUCAUUCCCCCACCUAGGUGGAGAGCUCUCUCAUUGGGGCUUCUUUGCGGUAUAUGAUGGCCAUGCUGGCAGCACAGUGGCUCAACACUGCUCACGAAAUCUGCUGGAGCACAUAUUAAGUACAGGUAAGGUCCGGGCAAAGGAAGAUGUGGAGCAGGUAACUGAUGGCAUUAGGGAAGGCUUUUUCCUCAUGGACAAACACCUCCAUGCAAUGGCCUGCCGAGAGGGCUGGGAGCGUGGUGGCACCACUGUGGUGUCAACUGUAAUCACUCCACACCACUUCUACUUUGCGAACUGUGGAGACUCGCGAGCAGUUCUGUGUCGUGCCGGGCACGUGGCCUUUUCAACAGAAGACCACAAGCCAUUUUGUCCUGGAGAGAAGGAGCGCAUUGAGAAUGCUGGUGGCUCAGUCACUUUGCAGCGUGUUAAUGGCUCCCUGGCUGUCUCCAGAGCUCUUGGAGACUUCAGCUACAAGUCAGUUGAAUGGCGCCCAGUUACUGAGCAGAUGGUCUCUCCAGAGCCAGAGAUCUCAGCUGUGGAGCGCUCAACAGCAGACGAGUUCAUAGUUCUGGCAUGUGACGGUGUCUGGGACACAGUCAGCAACGAGGAGCUCUGUGCGUUCGUGCGUAGCCGACUGCAAGUGUGUACAGACCUGCGAGACGUCUGCUCCCAGGUCAUUGACCUUUGUCUCUACAAGGGAAGUCUUGACAAUAUCAGCAUCAUAGUGGUGUGUUUCCCUGGCGCCCCCCAGCUUUCUCCUGAGGCAUUGCACCAGGAGGCUGAAUUAGAGGACUACCUGGAGUCAAAAGUUGCUGACAUCUUUGAGGAAUUAAGCGGAAGAGGAGACGAGCCUGAUCUCUUGUCAGUUCUCACUGUUCUGGCUUCAACAGAGAUCCCUGGGCUUCCACCAGGGGGUGGCCUUCAGAGCAAACGAAACUGUAUCAUCUCUGCUUACUAUCAGCAAAAGGAGGCCCGUAAAGUCAGGUUAGCCCAGCAACUUGGUUCUGCAGAUACCACUUAGAGUCGUCUCCUAAACCCUUAAUACAGACAGACUGACAAAUAUAUGCUGUCUGCAAAACAAAAAAAAAUCUUUCUAUUAUGAGUUUUAUGUUUUUGGGUUUUUUUCGACUCUAUUCAACAACCUUUACAAUGCUUGGGGGAUCUCUCAAUUAGAGGUAGCUAGGAUUAUUCCAAACCACUCACUUCUCAAGAUAAUAACUAUUGAAUGUAAUGUAUAUGUACCUAGGUUUCUGAUAUAUUUCCAGAAUAAUUUCCUACAUAUGAUAAAUAUAUUCAAUGUAUAAAUAGCAACACUCAGGUAAUUUAUAAAAAUAAAAAACCUUUCAAAUCAUAGAGUUUUAAAGUAAUAUUCAGAUGUUAAAAUUAUUGUUUUUGUAGCAUUCUUUGAGCUGCACAGAAUGCAAGUGAUGUUCCUGAUUAACAUGUUUUGCAUUUGAACACUGUACUCUUAUCAGAUGCAGCCACGUACAGUGAGCUUUCCAAACAUACAGACCCACAUCACAGACACUCAAGAUCUUCAAAUGUCUUUUCCUGUAAUUUGAUCUGAUGUUUGCAUGAUCUAUAUUGUGCUGCCUUACUGACCACUUAUCAAAAUCAAUUAGAUGGACAGCAUUAAUAUAUUAAUAGAUUUAUUAGUGUCUGUUCAACAAAAUGAUUUCAUUAUUGUAUAAUGUUAUGUGAAAUGACCUUUGUGCAUAUUUUACACAUCUAGUAUAUGGACAACGUUUGUGGUAAUGUUAAGGUCAAGUCCUCAAAAAUAAAGGAAUAAAACAGAA